AUGUCGAGAUCGUUCACCGGCUGCACAAGAUGUAAAGCGCGGCGCCAGAAAUGUGACGAGCAAAGACCGAUAUGCGGGCGCUGCCAGACCGCCGGCGUCCAGUGCAAGUAUGCCAUGCAGCUGCAGUGGGGUGGGCGGGCGUUCUCGCGAUCGCGAUUUGGCGCCUGCGUGGACACGGGGAACAUGCAGAGACUGGAAUACUCACCAGGAGAGUUCAUCUAUACCACCAAGUCAGCGCAAGCACAGGCAGGCUCAGACUUAACCUUAGCGCAACCCGUCGAUCCUUUCUCGUCCCUGUCAUCCGACCAAAAAGCGCUACUACAUCAUUUCAUCAACGAUGCGUCUCAAAUUACCGCAUGCCACUCGGGCAUGCAGCAGGAUAUCUGCCGCAUGAUCGUGCCUAUGGCCCUUCAAACCCCAUCCUUACUCUACGCCACCACUGCCCUGUCCGCAAUUCAUAUCCAGGCUCUACACAAUCAGUCAGAAAGCGUAAAAUCCGCGCCAGAUAUCGCGCGGCUGAUGGCUCUCAGCCUUGAACAUUUUCGGAAAGAGCUACAGAACCCAUCUUCGACGGACUCGGAGGCGCUGGUGGCGACCGCUCGAACUCUCUGUUUGGCAGAGAUUCACUCCGGAGCGAUCCAUCCCAACUCAUGGCGAGCACAUAUUGAGGGUGCACGGGCCUUGAUGAAGGCAUCGGGUACUACAGGGGAGAACUCGCUUCGGACAGAGAGCGGCUUCCGCCGGUAUCUGGACCGCUGGUACUGGUCGAUCGUGUCGCUUACAGCGUUGACGGGGAACGGGCCUCCCAUUGGGGACAUCUCGGACUUUGCGCCGUCGGACUUGGCAGGGCAAAGAGGGUCACCGGACUAUCUGGAUGACUACUGGGGGUUCACGGUAGACCUGGCAGCUGUCUUCCGGCAGAUAGGCGCUGCCGCCUGGCGCAGCCAUCAGGCCGAGAGAGAAAGCCAGGGCUUUGUUGCCGGUGAAAUUGAUAGCAACGCUGAGGAUGAAGCCGCUGCGCUCGAAUCCUCUAUACGAGAACUCAUGGACCGAGGCGCGACUUCCCAGCCCUCAUUCUAUCCCGGAGUUGCAGAAGGGCUGUCUGCAGAUAGCGUGCAGCAUCUCGCUCUCUGCAACGAGGCAUUCCAGCACAGCGCUCUAAUUCAGAUCAACAGGCGACUGCGGAAAACACCGACUACAUCAGCUCUCGUACAACAGUCGGUGCAGCGGAUUUUGGAGUGUACGGCGCAGAUUGGACCCUCGGCUGGUCUGAGCCCCUGGGUCAUGUUGACAACUCCACUCUUCAUUGCAGGCUGUGAGGCACGCGGCGAAGAUCGUGACACAGUGCGGCAGCUCCUGGCCUUAUUGCAUGACACUAUUCGGGUGCCGAAUGUGUUGCAGUCUUUGAAGUUUCUCGAGCUGUACUGGGCAAAUCAACUCAGCGAGGGGGAGGAUUGGAGUCAUUUCCUCGACCGUAUGAAGUUCGACUUCAUUCCGUACUAA
Penicillium canariense is the source of this 1503-nucleotide messenger RNA. RefSeq names its product Zn(II)2Cys6 transcription factor. Gene Ontology annotation, molecular function: zinc ion binding; transcription cis-regulatory region binding; DNA-binding transcription factor activity, RNA polymerase II-specific. NCBI's taxonomy places the organism in Eukaryota, Fungi, Ascomycota, Eurotiomycetes, Eurotiales, Aspergillaceae. Gene Ontology annotation, biological process: positive regulation of transcription by RNA polymerase II. The record is from RefSeq and is a predicted model, not a curated record. Gene Ontology annotation, cellular component: nucleus. The coding region runs from base 1 to 1503 and encodes 500 amino acids. The transcript has 3 exons.